Molecule: messenger RNA, 3627 nt
Organism: Strigops habroptila (Kakapo)
Lineage: Eukaryota; Metazoa; Chordata; Aves; Psittaciformes; Psittacidae
Gene: BFAR
Product: bifunctional apoptosis regulator
Exons: 8
Coding region: 1321-2661 (446 amino acids)
Biological process (GO): proteasome-mediated ubiquitin-dependent protein catabolic process
Cellular component (GO): nucleus
Molecular function (GO): ubiquitin protein ligase activity; metal ion binding; protein binding
Source: RefSeq, a predicted model, not a curated record
UAGAACAAGGCCUAAAUAUUUUGGGCCACAUUUUCAUUUAGGUCUAGGUUAACUUCCUGUGAUCUAGAAGAGGUUUAAUACUUUCAUGCUAGAGUAGUUUAAGGAUUAGCUGAUCGGGAUUUCAAAUAUUUAAGUAAAACUACAAAUAAAAAAAUCUUGAAAUGGCAUGUACACUUGAGCAUAAAUGCCUGUUUAUUCUGUGUUGAUAGGAAGCUGAUGAACUUUUCAGCUAUGUUUUUCUGUCCCCUAGGAAAUCUGAUUAGGGUAGUUCUAAAGCAAAGAACACCAGAGUUACAUACGGGUUAGCACAGUAAUAAGUGUCUUCUGGAGAAAUCUGGAUAAUAUGGGAGAGGAAACAAUGAGAAACUAUUGGUUUAUUUAUUGAAAUAGGCUGGAAUAAUUAAACGGUUUAUUAUUGGGGUUUGAUAAUUGAAAUGGAACUGGACCGUCAGCUUGUAUCAAAUGAACAAAAACUUUCAGAAAAUGUUGCAUAGUGGAAAAAAAUACAUCUCAACAGCACUUAAUGACUCCAUUUUCUUUGGGCUCUAUUCAAAAAGAAAUGCAGUAAGGGAACAGACUGAUAAUAAAUAAUUGUGGAUGUGUGUAUAUAUAGCUAUACGCUCAUGGGUUAAAAAUAGACUGUGUGAACCAACCUGGUGCAGUGCGUGCUAGCACUGCAGCCAAGCUAGCAUCUGAAAGUCUCAUUUACUUCAGAAAUGACACCUUAACUUGUAAGACAAACGCUGAACAAAGUUGCUGUGAAGGAAGGUCACCUGGGGGUGUAGGCAUGCAUUCAGCAGACGUACCUCAGCUCUCACGGAUGUGGAAGUGAGCGUGUUAAGAAAAACGUGAAUACAUUAGUGUUCCAGUCCGGUGAUUUUAAAAGCUUUGAAACACGGCGCUUGCAGGUAAAACCGAAGUGGGCUGUGCUUACACUGUACCUAUCGGACAGCCUGGUGCCGCCGCCCAGCACAAGGGCACGCCGCAGCGUUACACCCCCCACUCCGCCACAGCGCCCCGCUCCCUCUGCAGCGUCGUACGGGCCUGUGCAGUUUCCCUCCGCAGCCCGGACCGGGGAGGGCGCAGGAAGCCAAAUCCGGCCGGCAGGACGAUGCCCGCCCCGGCUUCCCACGGGGCGCUGGGGCGAGCCGUGGGAGCUGUGCGACCCUCCCCAGCGGAGGGGCGGCGGGGGCCAGGCGCGGCGGCGCGGCCCGGCCCGGCCCGGCCCGUGUACGUGGGCCCUGGCCGCGAGCGGAAGUAGUUCCUUACCUGCUUUGAAGAUCUAAGAGAGCUUUUUGUUUGCAUAAGGCAUAAAAGAAGAUGGAAGAAGAUGAGACUUUGCAAGGUGAAACAGAGAGGGCAGAGGUUGAAACACGUGCUGCUGCUGAGGUUGGUCGGCGGAUAUCAGUGAGUGAGUUCCUUUGCCACUGCUGUUAUGACAUUAUGGUCAAUCCCACCACCCUGAACUGUGGGCACAGUUUCUGUAGACAUUGCCUAGCUUUGUGGUGGGUGUCAUCCAAGAAGAAUGAAUGUCCUGAAUGCAGAGAAAAAUGGGAAGGAUUCCCCAAAGUCAACAUCCUCUUCAGGGAUGUUAUUGAAAAGCUAUUUUCUGAUGCCAUUGAACAAAGAAAAGAAGAUAUUCUACAAAACAGUGAUGUAGCACGCAGCUUAGCAACCUUCCAAAAAUAUGGGAAUGACCAGAUGCCUACAGUUCGGAACACAGGACGAAUUAAUCCUCAAGGAGGAGGGUUUUUCUCAGGCGUUCUGACAGCUUUAACUUGUGUAGCAGUAGUUCUACUUGGAUAUCACUGGAGCAGCAGAGAAUUUGAAGAAGAUCUUCUUGUCCACAAGCCUGUUGCUAAAUGGACUGCUGAGGAAGUGAUAAUUUGGCUAGAGCAGCUGGGCGCAUGGGCUUCACAUUAUAAAGAAAGAUUCUUGCUGGAGAAGGUGAAUGGAAGACUACUCCUAACACUGGCAGAGGAGGAUUUCACAAAAGAGCCUUACAGUAUAGAGAACAGUAACCACAGGAAAGCUAUUAUGGCGGAACUGGAACGUGUGAAAGCUUUAGGUGUUAAACCACCACAGAACCUUUGGGAAUAUAAGGCAGUAAAUCCAGGAAAAUCACUUUUUCUUCUGUAUGCACUGAAGAGUUCUCCAAGACUCAGUAUGUUAUACCUAUAUUUGUUUGAUUACGCAGAAGCUUUCCUACCUUUUAUCCACACAAUUUGCCCCACACAAGAAGACAUGUAUGAAGAUACUGUCACAAAACUAAUAGACCUUCAAGAUCCUUCUUGGAAACAGUGGAGAGAAUUCAUUGUAAAGUAUUUAUUUUUGCCAUACCAGUUGAUAGCUGAAUUUGCUUGGGAUUGGCUGGACGUGCACUACUGGACAUCAAGAUUUAUAAUUGUAAAUGCCAUGUUGCUCUCUGUUCUGGAGUUAUUCUCCUUUUGGAGGCUCUGGUCAAGAAGAGAAUUGAAGACUGUUCCUCACAGAAUGUGGAGACAUUUCUGGAAAGCCUUAACCCAGGGUCUUUUUGUUGCCAUUUUUUGGCCUUUUAUUCCUCAGUUUGUCUGCAAUUGUUUGUUUUACUGGGCCUUGUACUUUAACCCAAUUACAAACAUUGAUCAGGUGGUUAAAGAAGUAAGGCGUCCUGAGACAUAAGUGCAGUGACUGGUAUUGGAACUUUUGAGCUGUUUAGCUUGUAAAAAUGGACUUGAAAUAAACUUUGGUUUUCUUCUUUAUAUAUGUGGCAGUGAAAGUCAUGGAUUAUUGUUAAUUUAAACAUAUUAAAAAAAGCCUUAAGAUAAGUUACUCUUGAACCAACUGAUUCCAAAUCAGAGGAUGGGCUUUAUUAUGCAAUAGUAAUUUUCUAUAGGGGGAAAAAUAAUUACAUUCCUGAUUUAGCCAUGUAAAACUUACACAAUCAUGUCACCCUAUUUUAGAUCAAAUCAAACUUAUCUCUUUUGUCUUGAGCAUUCCAGUUAUUUUCAAGCUUGCCUUAAAAUGAGAGUUUUCUGAAGAGCUACAGCGUGUUCUUCAACUUCAGUAUGCCAAAGGAAAGCUCUUCCUGGAUGGGCUUGAUACUGAAAGUACUUCAAUGUUUUCAGCUUUCUGUGUGAAGUUGUGACUGUCAAAUAUACAGUCUCGCAGUAGAGAAUUCUAAAAUUCAUGCUGUUGAAGGCAAAGACUGCUUGAGUUUUCUUGUCCUCUGGAAAAUGUGGUGAUCCAGAUCAGUUAGACUUCAUCAGUAGUUUAUUGCUCUCCUCUUGAAGUCUGUUGCUAAUUCUUAAAUUCAGGGUUAUCUCUUAAAAAGGAGUUAAUUUGGAAAAGUGACUUGACACAUCUUACUGCAGUAUAAUGUGUGAAUCUAGAUCUAUGAGCAAAUAGUGACUGGAAAGUUAUUUUGUGUAGUCAGAAUUGCUGUUUGUUAAUGUAUGGGUUUUGACUGAAGCAAAAGUUAGGUGGUUUGUUUUUUUUUAAGAGCUUUGUCCCCUUGCAUUCUACAUUGGUUUGAUUUUUUUGGUUGGUUGGUUUUGUUGUGUUUGGGUUUUUUCCUCAUUUGUAUCAUUAAUAUGAAUUUUAGAUUUGCCUAUGAAUGUUUUUAAAGAUUAAAGAUCUCUUCUGAAA